AUGUCAGGCUCAGAGCGUUUGAUACCCAGGCCGAGUCGUCAACCAUCCUCAGUCGAUUUCAUUGACCAUCACCUACCUCGACAUCACAAAGCUUUCUCCGACCUUAUGGUUCACUAUAAUUCUUCACUGGGAAGAUACGUACCCAGCAAUCAGGCUCUGGAAACAGCGGCUGGAAACGCGUCCACAUCCAACUCGCCCCUUGACACAGUAUCGUCCCCUCACAACACUUCGCAAGGUCCUGAGAAUACAUCGCAUCGAACGGUCCCUCUCAGACCAGCAUGGGAUACCAUAGGAUCCAUGGCUCUUUGGAAUGAGAUCUUUCAUGAAGCCAUGAACCAAUUCAGGGAUGCGACAACGGAGCCCAAAGACCGGUGUAAAUCCGGAACCAGUAUCCGGGCCGAGGACGACUGGGAGUCUGUUUACACGAAGCUCGAAAAAGCCCAGAGACAUUACCAAGAUGAAGGCGGCCGAGUAGGGUGGUUCAAAAAGAAACGAAGAGACGCUGCCGAUCAAGCGCCCUUUGUGGCCGAAGUUGUGGGAAACGCUGCAAAAGUCUUGCCAGACAGCGUGUUCUCUACCCCAAUUCUGGGUGUUAUACAAGUCAUUUUGGAUACCGUCAAAAAAGGGGCAGAAGUACGCGAUCAAGUGUCUGACAGUCUAGAUGGUCUCAUCCCCAUCUUUUCCGAUGUGGAGCUCUUCUUGUCAACCUUCAGAGGCGAUGCAAAUAUACGAUUCUUUACUAGCAAGGAGAUUGUUCGUGGGGUGAAAGCCUUUGGCCUCGGUAACUUCUAUGAACAUAACUUGGUGCAAAGUCUUGAGUCAAUCAACAAAAAGGCACAAAGGCUCAUGCAAGAAGCAACCAAGUCCGACAUGUUCGAAGGCCGAAUGUACUCGCAAGAGACCAUGAGAAUGUUGCAACGAGCGGCGGAUGCGCAGCAAAAGUCAUUAGAAGUACAGAAGCAGAUGUCGGCGGAGCAGGCCAGGGAAAUUUCGUUGCUUACAGACAUCAAGAACUUGCUUGACGACCACCAUAAGGAAAGAGACCAAGAAGUCGAAUUCCUCAGAGUCGAGAUCAUUUCUCUGCGAAGUGUAUCUCCAGGUCUAGGGAACCCAUGGGGGCCGUAUAUGCCACCGUCACAGCCUUCGCAACCCGUAUUGGACUGGCCGGUGACCCAAGGCAUAUUGCGUCAGAUACUCAGUAGCGGAGAUAUCGACCUCGUAGACGCGUCCUUUGCAGCCUCCAGAACUCCGGAUUUCCCCUCCAGGGAACGCGCCCAUGCCCAACAAAUCGUCGGCAAUCAACUCUUCCGCGCUUGGAUGAUGUCCCCGCACUCGGCCAAGUUGCUCAUCCACUGGGACCGGAAGCCUCCAAGGCAGGUGGCCAACCUCUCGCCCUUGUCGCUCUUUUGCGUCUCUAUGGCCGAGAUGCUCUACGGACACCAGCGCUUCAUUCCCCUUCUCUGGCUCUGCGGACGUCAUAUCUCCCCGGGUGAUCGGUUCAGUGGAGGCCGCUCUAUGCUGGCUAGCUUGGCCGACCAACUGCUUCGGCAACACGAGUUUGAUGUGCGUUCUAUCAUGACAGCCGGUGCGGUCGACCUCAGCCGUCUGCAAGCCGGCGACGAGAAGGAGACCCUGAGGUUGCUGUAUGCUCUCAUUUGUCAUAUCCCUGAGGCCAUCACGCCCGUUUUUCUUGUCGAUAACGUCAUAUUCUAUGAGCGUGAGGAGAUGGAGGCCGACCUUGCCUUGUCUUCCUUGCUGAAGCUAGUUGUUGACGGGAACCUGCGCGCCGCCGUGAAGGUUCUUUUCACGAGUACACCGGGCACAAGACACAUAAGGGGAGCGUUUGAUGAUGACAAUCUGAUACUGGAGGUCGACACUCUGCCAAAAACAGUUGGUUCUCCCAGUGACGAACGCGUUUCAAGAGAGUUGGGCCCUUGGGUCGUGUCAUCGUUGUCUCUGGUUCCUGGCCCCAGUCGGUGUUCUCCCGCCUUCGUGACUGCGAAGGGAGCCGGGUCGUCCGAUACCGGGACUGUGAACUUCACAUCUUCUCCGCAGUCCCUAUCAAACCUCUAUCUAAUCUCUCCUCCAUCCGAGGCUGGACAGUCCUUCAAGAUUGGAAAAGAUAAGAAGAAGCGCUAA
Molecule: messenger RNA, 2139 nt
Organism: Colletotrichum higginsianum IMI 349063
Lineage: Eukaryota; Fungi; Ascomycota; Sordariomycetes; Glomerellales; Glomerellaceae
Exons: 8
Coding region: 1-2139 (712 amino acids)
Source: RefSeq, a predicted model, not a curated record